Ilex paraguariensis (yerba mate) is the source of this 958-nucleotide messenger RNA. NCBI's taxonomy places the organism in Eukaryota, Viridiplantae, Streptophyta, Magnoliopsida, Aquifoliales, Aquifoliaceae. The record is from the annotation of a GenBank genome assembly.
AACAAAUUGCCAAGGCAAGUGCGUAAACCUAAAUAAAAAGGUCACUCAGCCGGCAGAAAAUCGAACAUUGGGUGCACAAAGGGGCCGCUUGAAAAACUGAAUAAGGUGGUACUCGCUCUCUCUAGCGCUCCGACUACAAUAACAAUGGCGGAUGCGUAUUGGAUGUACGGUGACGGUAGGCAGCAGGUGGCUCUUCCUCUCGCCGGAAAACGCCCUCGCUCCGACUACGAUGUUCCUGGUGGACAUGAGAUGUCUGGAUACUAUGGUCGUGAUGAUGAAAGAGCAGGAGCACACCGUGUAGUUAAAGAUACUGACUCCAUUAAUGCAUCAUAUGAUCGUUACCUGCGCAGUGCGCAACUUACAUCUUAUGCUGGGGCUGAAUCGUCUAGACCGAUGAGUGGUGGACUUGGUGGUCGUCCUGUUGACGAUCCUCGCCUUAUGAGUAUUGGGGGUUUAGAACCAGCAGUGAGUGCAAAAACCCGGCCUAUGGGAUUGGGGGGUGGGAGACCAGAACUUCCUCUACCUCCUGAUGCUUCUAGUACGCUCUUUGUGGAGGGCUUGCCUGCGAACUGUACACGCAGGGAAGUAGCUCAUAUAUUUCGCCCUUUUGUAGGUUACAAGGAAGUGAGACUUGUGACCAAAGAAUCAAGACAUUCCGGGGGUGACCCACUGGUAUUUUGUUUUGUCGAUUUUGUGAGUCCAGCCCAUGCGGCAACUGCAAUGGAUGCCUUGCAAGGUGAGCUCCUUGCCUGCAUUCCUUUUGCUUCAAGUUGCAGGAAACUGAACUCUUGUCCUUAUACUGUUUGUCUACUCUAUUCUUUCUUAUGUAGUCAGUGAAAAAGUAUUUCACUCUGAACUAUGUAGUAUAAAUUUUUUUUAAUAAUGUCUAGUCUCAAUCAGGGUACAAAAAUAUAGAUUUUUUUUCCCGCUCUAGGAGAAUCGAUAAAAGUGAGAAGGG